AAAGUUACAUUUAUUUUUUCAAAUUAUACGUCAAUUCACAAUGGGUCAUUCACAGUAUUUUGAGAAACACAAUUUGUAUAAUGUAACCGAAAUCAUUUUAACUGAUUAAAAGACAAAUGUCUUUUUUAAACAAAUGUCAAGUCUGCAUUCCAUCGGAUCCAUGUCCAUUAUAAGGAUCUGUGCUUUGGUGAAUCCCUGCUGCUGUGGACGGGAAUUCCGCCAAUACAUCCUUUUGAAGAGGAACCGCUUUGGGGUGAAGUUUUUCCAUCCUCUGUGAUUUCAAGACUGGGUUUGUUCAGGACAUUGUCAUCUACACUGGAGCAACCACUGACAUCACUCAUUAUGAUGGGCUAGGGCUGUCCGGGUCAGUGGUGAUGACAAUGCUGGCUCCUUAUCUGGGGAACCCACACCCCCUUUGUGGACAAUUGGUACAGCAGCUUUUCCACCACUUGCUGACCAACAGCACUGGGCCCUGUGGAAAAAGUCCAGCCAAACAGAAAGGGGAUGCCCAGCUUCUCUGGUCAGAAUCUUACCUACCAAAUGUACCUGGCCAAUGUGAUGCGACAGCUGCUGGAGGAGCACCACACCCCUCAGCGUCCAACAAGUGGAGGUCGUUCUGCAGCGGAUAACCCCCUGCGCCUCACUGCGAGGCACUUCCUGUCUAUGAUCCCGCAGACGAAGGCCCAAGGCAGGCGCUCGCGGAGGCACUGUAAGGUCUGCCUGUCCUCAUCCAGGAAGAGGAAACAGAAGAGGGCCACAAAGUUCAUGUGUGCACCCUGCAACACGUGCCUGUGCGCGGUACCAUGCCUUGAAGAGUACCACACUCUGAAGCACUACGAGGCAUCUACAAGCAGAACAGCCACAGCAAAUCUACACUUUGCAAUUUUCCAGAUUUUUAGGAUAAAACCUUCCUGUUUUUUUAAUUAAAAAAAACAAUUUAGGGAGAAUGGAAGUCAGCUGGCAGUGAAGUGGCACGAUAAGCGGGAUGUCCACGUCCUUUUUAAAUUCGGCUUUUUUAUUUUUUA
Messenger RNA from Anguilla anguilla (European eel), 1025 nucleotides. RefSeq names its product piggyBac transposable element-derived protein 4. The transcript is spliced from 2 exons. Lineage: Eukaryota; Metazoa; Chordata; Actinopteri; Anguilliformes; Anguillidae. The record is from RefSeq and is a predicted model, not a curated record. Bases 505 to 927 code for a protein of 140 amino acids.